AUGCACAUCACCCUCACAGACCUCAACAUCAGUCCCACCGAAGAGGAUAUCAAGGUCUUGGACGCUCUUGUCAGACAAGUCGACCCGGACCCGGAUGUCGACAUGGAGGACACUGAAUCCAUCACCUCCAGUCAUGCGUCCAAGCAUGCUCGCAUUGAAGAAGUCACUCGUGCGGAUGUCGCUGCAGAUAGCAACCAAGAUGACAACCAGUCUAUCGACUGGGGUAGUGACAUGCGACAAACUCACCCCCACAAAAUGCGGGCACGGGAUGAGAGCACGUGA
Messenger RNA from Gloeophyllum trabeum ATCC 11539, 282 nucleotides. RefSeq lists its product as uncharacterized. Bases 1 to 282 code for a protein of 93 amino acids. The record is from RefSeq and is a predicted model, not a curated record. The transcript has 2 exons. Lineage: Eukaryota; Fungi; Basidiomycota; Agaricomycetes; Gloeophyllales; Gloeophyllaceae.